GCAGCGUGGGCUUCGGUGAAUGUGGGGGCAGGGGUGGUUUCGACGUUGCUGGCGCAGAUAGUUAAUGGACUGGGAAGUUGCAGCUUCACGAGAAUCGACCGUGUGUUCGGGCGUCAAACGGAGCUCACUGUGCAUUUAAUGCACAUUGCCUUCAAAAGCAUGCAUUUCGUGUGUUUCAGGGAGGGUAGAGGGUUUCGAGAUGGAAUAGGAGAUGUGAAGGAGCGAAGUCCCCACUUUCGAUAUGACAUUAAGGUGUUGUGCGGAACACAGUAUGCUGAGACACAUCACUUCUGUUCACUCAUAGUUGUUUCCGACACUUUCCUUUCCAACAUGAGCGAUUGUAUCAAAGGAUUAGUGUACACUGUGGGUCGCAAAUCAGUUCCAUUCGAGGCAAAUUUAGUCACUCCCAUUGUUUAACGGUCGGAAACUCCAAGGUUUGGUAAAUAUGCGUAGAAGACGAACACUGCAGAGAUGGGUUGUCGCGGCUCUCACUCUCUUGACCUUGGUCGCUUGUUUGUCGGACGCCUUGACGCCAGACGGCUUAGCAUUGCUAGAAUUCAAGAACAACUUAAUUGCAUCGUCCGUUGAGUCUCUUGCUAAUUGGAACGAGUCGGAUGCAUCCCCGUGUACCUGGAACGGCAUCAACUGCACGUCAACUGGUUACGUGCAGAACAUCAGCUUGACGAAAUUUGGACUUGAGGGCUCAAUUUCGCCGAGUUUGGGGAAGCUGAAAUUCAUGGAAAAGCUGGACCUCUCCGGAAAUUUAUUGUUUGGCAGUAUUCCUACAGAGCUUGGUAAUUGCAGUGCGCUCAUCACUCUUCAUCUCUAUAAUAACAAGAACCUUUCCGGACCGAUUCCAUCCGAAUUAGGCAAUCUUCAGGCCUUGACCGAGGUAUUACUAACAAACAACAAACUCAAUGGAACCAUACCCCGAGCCUUUGCAGCACUCCCGAAGUUGGAAACAUUCGACGUCGGCGAGAAUCGUCUCACCGGUGAGGUACCUAUCGAAAUUUACGAGAAUGAAAACCUAGCAAUGUUCUACGUCAAUGACAACCUCCUCCACGGGAAUAUUACCGCAGGUUUGGAAGCGCUGUCCAAGUUGCCCAAUAUAGGAGAUAUAUGGAUGCACAAUAACAAUUUUAGCGGCUCCCUGCCGGCGUCAUUGGGUAAUGCUACCACUAUCACAUCCCUCCUCGUCCACAACCAGAGCGGUAAGGCAUUCGGAGGUACGAUUCCUCCCGAGAUUGGUAAGCUGAAAAACCUCAACACUCUGGAUCUCCGGAACAGCAAUUUCACAGGCAUCAUUCCCCCCCAGCUCGGCAACUUGACUUCAUUACAGAAGAUGUACCUGCACACAAACUACCUCACUGGCGGUAUCCCUCGAGAAUUUGGUCGGCUUCAAAACAUGCAUGAUCUGCAGUUGUACGACAACCAGCUAGAAGGGCCACUCCCGGCGGAGCUCGGAGAUUGCUCUAUGCUCCAGAAUGUUUAUUUGUUUCUGAAUCGUCUGAACGGUUCUAUCCCUUCGUCAGUAGGUAAACUGGCUCGACUUAAAAUAUUUGAUGUUCACAACAACACCCUGUCUGGGCCUCUCCCGGUGGAUUUGUUUGACUGCACAUCACUAACGAAUCUUUCUUUACAAUACAACAUGUUCUCCGGCAAUAUUCCGCCCGAGAUAGGGAUGUUGAAGAAUUUGAGUUCGCUACGGCUGAAUUCCAACAACUUCUCGGGCGAUCUUCCGGAGGAAAUUGUGAAUCUGACGAAAUUGGAGGAGCUUGCGCUCUGCGUGAAUCGUCUUACGGGACGUAUUCCGGACGGGAUCUCCAACAUUACAACCCUACAACAUAUAUACCUGUAUGACAAUUUCAUGUCGGGGCCACUUCCUCCUGACCUCGGACUGUACAACUUGAUAACGCUCGACAUUCGCAACAACUCGUUCACCGGGCCGUUGCCCGAGGGACUGUGCCGUGCGGGAAAUUUGUCCUUCGUGGAUGUACACCUGAACAAGUUUGAAGGCCCCAUUCCGAAAUCCCUCUCCACCUGCCAAUCCCUAGUUCGGUUCCGCGCUUCGGAUAACCGGUUCACGGGAAUUCCUGAUGGGUUCGGAAUGAACUCGAAAUUGUCCUACUUAUCCCUUUCGAGAAACCGCCUCGUAGGUCCACUACCGAAGAACCUUGGAUCCAAUAGCAGCCUCAUCAACUUAGAACUUAGUGACAAUGCCCUAACGGGAGAUCUGGGUUCGUCUUUGGCAUUCUCCGAGCUAUCGCAGCUUCAACUCCUAGACUUGUCAAGGAACAAUUUCAGGGGUGAGAUACCAGCGACAGUGGCAAGCUGCAUUAAGCUCUUCCAUUUGGACUUGAGCUUCAAUUCUCUUAGUGGAGUUCUCCCUGUUGCACUUGCAAAAGUAAAAACAGUUAAGAACUUAUUUCUCCAGGGCAACAAUUUCACAGGGAUUGCCGAACCAGACAUAUACGGCUUCAGCAGCUUACAGAGGCUCAACCUUGCGCAGAAUCCUUGGAACGGGCCGAUUCCACUAGAAUUGGGUGCCAUUUCGGAGCUCAGGGGAUUGAACUUGAGCUACGGCGGGUUCUCAGGAUCCAUCCCCUCAGACCUCGGUAGGCUAAGCCAGCUUGAGAGUCUCGAUCUGUCACAUAACGACCUCACGGGGGAAGUGCCGAACGUGCUUGGAAAGAUCGCUUCCCUCUCUCACGUGAACAUCUCAUACAACCGCCUCACAGGCCCAUUGCCGUCUGCUUGGAGAAACCUCUUAGGUCAAGACCCUGGAGCAUUUGCAGGCAACCCAGGGCUGUGUCUCAACUCCACUGCCAACAAUCUAUGCGUGAACACAACCCCCACAAGCACAGGAAAAAAGAUACAUACAGGGGAAAUUGUGGCCAUAGCUUUCGGCGUUGCCGUGGCAUUGGUCCUGGUUGUAAUGUUCUUGUGGUGGUGGUGGUGGUGGCGGCCUGCUAGAAAAUCCAUGGAACCAUUGGAGCGCGACAUCGACAUCAUUAGCUUUCCAGGGUUCGUAAUCACAUUCGAAGAGAUUAUGGCAGCAACAGCAGACCUAAGUGAUAGUUGCGUAAUUGGAAGAGGCGGCCAUGGAGUCGUUUACAAAGCGAGGUUGGCGUCAGGUACGUCCAUCGUGGUGAAGAAGAUCGACUCUCUAGAUAAAUCUGGUAUUGUUGGUAAGAGUUUCUCGAGAGAAAUAGAGACGGUCGGAAACGCGAAGCAUCGAAACCUCGUAAAGUUGCUCGGCUUCUGCAGAUGGAAAGAGGCAGGGCUGCUCCUAUAUGAUUAUGUUGGUAAUGGGGACCUCCACGCAGCGUUGUAUAACAAGGAGUUAGGGAUAACCUUGCCCUGGAAAGCAAGGCUUCGGAUUGCAGAGGGGGUAGCAAACGGAUUGGCGUAUCUUCACCACGACUACAACCCCGCGAUAGUGCAUCGAGACAUAAAGGCCAGCAACGUGCUCCUCGACGAUGAUUUAGAACCUCAUAUCUCGGAUUUUGGCAUCGCAAAGGUGCUGGACAUGCAGCCAAAGAGCGAUGGCGCGACCUCGACAUUACAUGUCACGGGAACAUAUGGUUACAUCGCUCCAGAGGCAGGGUAUGGGGCAAAGCCGACAACGAAGUUGGAUGUAUACUCCUACGGUGUGCUAUUGCUUGAGCUCUUGACGAGUAAGCAAGCAGUGGAUCCAACUUUCGGUGAAGACCUGCACAUUACGAGAUGGGUGAGAUUGCAGAUGCUGCAAAAUGAAGAAAGGGUGGCAGAAUCUGUACUAGACUCAUGGCUUCUCAGUACAUCAAGCAUGACAGAAAGAACACAUAUGCUCCACGGACUAAGGCUUGCUUUGCUUUGCACCAUGGACAACCCAUCUGAACGUCCUACAAUGGCAGAUGUGGUCGGAAUUUUACGUAGACUACCUAGAGCAACAGAGGAAGUGUGAGAGUAUCGGUUAUCCCUUUAGGAAUAUUUCGCAUUAAACUACGCGAAAUUCCCUGUGUCUCCCAGUUCCAAACUCUAAUACUUACAAUCCCCAAUUUUUUUCCGAUUUCAAAUGUAAUUGCAGUGAUCAAGGAGCUGAGUAAACUUACGCUCUAUACUCAUCACCGUCAAAAUUCGUACACGAUGUGUACGUAUAAUGGUGCUUAUUUUACAUAUUAACGCCAGUUCCCACCAGAGGACUGUCAUGUAUGUCACAAACAAUAGCAAAAACUAAGAGAUAUACACCUCAAGCCUUGAUAACA
This is a messenger RNA of Physcomitrium patens, 4247 nucleotides long. RefSeq lists its product as uncharacterized. Gene Ontology annotation, biological process: protein phosphorylation. Gene Ontology annotation, molecular function: ATP binding; protein binding; protein kinase activity. The record is from RefSeq and is a predicted model, not a curated record. NCBI's taxonomy places the organism in Eukaryota, Viridiplantae, Streptophyta, Bryopsida, Funariales, Funariaceae.